AUGUCACAAACACCAUCCCGUCGCCGUCCGCUCGCAGUCGAUACACCCGGUUCGGCUCGAUCCAACACAUCCACAUCCUCCAACACCGACCGAGCGACACUCCUGGAUCGCAUUGAAGACCUUGAUCUGCAGAUUCACGAUUUGCGCCGUCAGAUUGCUGCUGAACGAGAGAAGCGUCGUUCUUCCACCCACUCUUCUACCUCUCUCCUCUCCUCUUCUUCUGCUUCGCUUUCACUCUCAUUUCUGGAUCCGGAUCAACUGCGAGAUGGAAGAGGAAUCAAGUCAGCUUUGCUCGAAAAGCUAAAGUUGAUAGAUGAUGAAGCGUUGACUUCACUCUUAACUACGUCAAGGGAGGGUUUGGUUAGGUGGAUAGCGACCAAUGGGAGCGCGAGCGCGGAGAAAGCGGAGAGUGAGGAGAGGGGGAAAGGAUGGGUGGAUUUGGGUUUGGUUCCGAGUAAAAGUGUCGGUGUUGAAGGUACCGGCAGUGGAAGUGAUAUUGAUAAGAGGUUGGCGCUGCAGCAAGGGAAUGGGAGAGGAGGUAAAAAGGGGAGGGGAGUGAGGGAAGAGUUGGGAGAGAAGAGACAUGAACAAAGUGUUCAUGACUGGUUGAAGGAUCGACAACGACGUACAACCUCACUGGUCGAUUCUUUGACUCGCUUCACGCAUCUAGAUAUCUCUAACGUCGCACAAACCGACACAGCAGCCUCGUUAGAUGGGCUCAGAGCUAGAAGAGUACAUAUCGAGGGAUCAUUUGCAAAACUCUUUCUUAUCGAUAUGAAGUUCAGCGUCUCUGAGGACUCGUCCUCCAGCACAUCUUCCCCACAGAUUCAGAAUCUAGCAAUCACCCUUCCUUCGUGGCUAAAAGAAACCCUGGACGAACCACACAAGUUGUACUCAAAACUAUUGAAACGAAACGACCUCCCCUCAAUCCUUCUUAUGCUGCGAACAAUGCUCCCCCUCCUCUCCCUCCGACGUAAUCUAUACACAUCUCUCAUGGAACAAUACACGAACUUGGUUCGAGAACACGUACGAACAUUCGAGUCUACGACCGGAACGGAUUUCAUUCCUUACCAUCCCCACAAUACCUCCUCUCGCAAACGUACCUCCACUGCUGCCGUGGAUGAAGAUUUAGCUCGAUCGCUCAUCCUCCCUUCCCUAGCCGAGCCUUUCGUACUACAGAAUGGAAAUGGAGCAAAAUUGACAAUUCAGUUUGUGAUAAGAUGGAACAGGUGGGGAUAUGCAACACCGAAUAUCACAGUCACAGCCGAGGUGCCGGGGAAAAUGCUAGAUGCAAGAAGCAGGAGCUUUCUAGAUGGAUUCGAGGAGGAAGUGCAGCAUCUACUCAAAGUUGCCAUUGCUCAGGAUGGGAUAAUUGGGUUACCGGAUAAGGACGAGGAGGAGGAGCAAGUGGAUGAGGCAGAAGAGAAGGUGAUGGGACGAUGGGGUGUUGCUCCGGCAUUGAAUGCUGUUGUUAAAGCGUUUUUCGGGUUGGAGAGUGAAGAGAGUGCAAGUGGUAGUGAGGAAUCUGCGUAA
Ustilago hordei is the source of this 1533-nucleotide messenger RNA. RefSeq lists its product as uncharacterized. Lineage: Eukaryota; Fungi; Basidiomycota; Ustilaginomycetes; Ustilaginales; Ustilaginaceae. The transcript has a single exon. Bases 1 to 1533 code for a protein of 510 amino acids. The record is from RefSeq and is a predicted model, not a curated record.